Molecule: messenger RNA, 1695 nt
Organism: Gamsiella multidivaricata
Lineage: Eukaryota; Fungi; Mortierellomycota; Mortierellomycetes; Mortierellales; Mortierellaceae
Product: kinase-like domain-containing protein
Exons: 2
Coding region: 1-1695 (564 amino acids)
Biological process (GO): protein phosphorylation
Molecular function (GO): protein kinase activity; ATP binding
Source: RefSeq, a predicted model, not a curated record
AUGGGCGACUCAAGUAUCACCACUACAACUCAGUCCAGCCCUUUUACGCUGGCCUUGGACUGCAGUAGGCCCAAUUUGCUCGGACACGGACGCCAUGCUGAGGUCUACAAGGCCCUGAUCCAUCCGUCCUCUACCCCCAUGCGGCAAUAUCUGCUCUCGAGAAAAGACAUGCGUAGCAUGUCCUGCCAGGAUAUCUUUGAUCGGAGUCAAAGCACAGAACAUUGCACGGACAAGGACGUCGGUGUUAACGAGGAUUUUCGGUGUGCAGCAAAGUGUCUUUUUGCAGAUGCCGAUUCGCAGGCUGUAGGAUUGGCGGAGGCCAAGAUUUUGAGACGACUCCAUACAACUCAGGCACAGCAUCCAGGACGGCGACAUUUGGUCGAUUACUUUGGACUAUACGAUCAGAAAUCGAAACAGAGUAUACCGGCCACGGACAAUACUCAGCACGAUCUUGCGACAUCAAAUCAGAGCGAUGAGACACGGUGGGCGCUCUUGCUGGAGUAUUGUCAGCAUGGGUCCAUAUGGGAUUGGAUACGACAACAUCCAGAACAGGUCGGCUUUCAUCAGUGGUUGACAUGGGCGAUUCAGCUGCUGCAGGCGGUCGACUGUAUCCAUGAGGCGGGCCUCAUCCAUCACGACAUCAAGCCUCAUAAUAUCCUGCUUGACUCUUCAUUGAAUGCCAAACUGUCGGAUUUCGGCGCGGGUCUCUUCAUGGAACCAAGCAAGCCUGGCGAAGAGAUCGCAACGUCAGGUCAUCUCACAUUGGAAGAGGGACGGGGCCGGGGAACCCUUCCCUAUGCUGCGCCCGAGAUGUUUGCAUCGGCCGCCGGUGGAGGUCGUUACUCGCAAGGCAUUGACGUGUACUCUUUGGGCGUUUCGCUCUAUGUGAUCGGACUGACCGCCCAGGAGCCCUUCCACAAGCUGAAGAGUGUCAUGGAGAUGAUUGUAUGGAUCAAAAAGGGUGGUUUUUGGCUGUGGGAAGAUCAGGGCUGGAUCCACGACCGUGGCCCCAUCCCCAAGGUGACGUCCAGCAGCCGUCUUUCAACCUCUGCAGCACUCGCACAGGGCCAGGUGCAGGGCCAGGUGCAGGGCCAGGAAUUGAAGAGCAAGAAACAUGGUCUGACGCGUGCCUCGCGGUCGUCCUCCUCGUCAUCCAUUGGCGGUGGCGGCGCUCUCAUGCCAAACUUGCCACCGAUUAACACGCAGCUGUCCUUCGAUCGGGGUGUCUUGAGCCCAUUGUCGGCCUGCUCGGUCAACUCGCUUCCUGGAUCACAUCAGAACCCGCCGCCAAGGGAAAGUCCAUUGAUGCAUCCUGUUGCACCGGGCAACCAUUUCUUGCCGGGGUUCUCGCCCGAGCGACUGUCUCAGGCCUCGAAGCCCUCGACACCUGUCUCGCCGCUUCCUCUCCCUUCUCCAAUGGUGAGAUCGACGCAGGCGCAUCGAACGGCGACGGUAGCGACAGUUCGCAAGGACGAGCACCGCAAGAGCGGCGAGGUUGUGAUGAGAUUUUUGAACGGUGAGGUGGUCCAGCCAGAGGUGAUCAUGUUGCUCAAGGAGAUGUGUCAUCCGGAUCCGGAACAGCGACCGAAUGCCAAAACGGUCCUGGAACGCCUGGAGUCGAUGAAGGCUCAGCUAGAUAUGGAAGGGGACGAUGAUGUCGACCAAGAAGAGCACGAGGACAUGCAGAUGCUUUAG